This is a messenger RNA of Penicillium diatomitis, 999 nucleotides long. It is a transcript of the gene sec17, whose product is annotated as alpha-soluble NSF attachment protein SEC17. The record is from RefSeq and is a predicted model, not a curated record. The transcript has 4 exons. Gene Ontology annotation, cellular component: SNARE complex; vacuolar membrane. Gene Ontology annotation, molecular function: syntaxin binding; soluble NSF attachment protein activity. The coding region runs from base 1 to 999 and encodes 332 amino acids. Gene Ontology annotation, biological process: intracellular protein transport; SNARE complex disassembly. Lineage: Eukaryota; Fungi; Ascomycota; Eurotiomycetes; Eurotiales; Aspergillaceae.
AUGGCACAAGAUCCACGUGCGCUUCUCCAAAAAGCCGACAAAGCCCUGUCUGGCGCCUCGGGAGGCUUCAGCUGGUUCGGGGGACGCGCUGAGAAAUACGAAAAUGCGGCCGAUCUCUUCACUCAAGCCGCAAAUGCCUUUCGUGUCCAGAAGAUGAGUAAGAGAGUUCUUCCCCCUCCGGCCCAAAAUCGCCCUCGUCUCCCCGCAGAUCCACGCCGAGUAGCUAUCCCCCCAUCGUCUUUGAAGAUCAUACUCAAUGAAAGUUUUCAUGCAACAGACAAGGAAGCCGGCCAGGCUUUCGAAAAGGCCGCCGCCAUCCAAACCCAAAACCUCAACGAGCCCGAUGACGCAGCGAAUACUCUUCAGGAAGCUUUCAAGGUGUAUCGCAAGUCCGACCCGGAGGAUGCUGCCCGUGUUCUGACGAGUGCGAUCAACCACUACGUUCUGCGCGGAAACCUCCGCCGCGCUGCGACGCAGCAACAAUACCUUGCAGAGCUGUACGAAGCUGAAGUGGGUGACAUGAAGAAGGCUUUGGAGGCAUAUGAGAAGGCAGCGGAGUGGUUUGAAGGCGAUAAUGCCGAGGCACUCGCGAAUAAGCACUAUCUGAAGGUGGCUGAUCUGGCCGCCCUGGAAGGUGAUUACUACAAGUCCAUCACAAACUAUGAACGCAUUGCCCGCCAGUCAAUCGCGAACAACUUGAUGAAGUGGUCUGUGAAGGACUAUCUCUUGAAGGCAGGGAUCUGCCACCUGGCUACAAAGGAUAUGGUCGAGGCCACCCGAGCUCUCGAAACGUACCGUGAGAUCGACCCGUCAUUCUCUUCAACUCGCGAGCACCAACUUCUUGUGGAUCUACUGCAGGCGGUCGAGGGAGGAGACCAGGAAGCCUUUGCCGAUAAAUUAUUCCAGUUCGAUCAGCUCAGCAAGCUCGACAAGUGGAAGACUACCCUCUUGCUUCGGGUCAAGAACAACAUUGAAGAGGCGGAAGAGGAUUUCUCCUAG